This is a messenger RNA of Sesamum indicum (sesame), 1347 nucleotides long. Its product is annotated as alpha/beta-Hydrolases superfamily protein. The record is from RefSeq and is a predicted model, not a curated record. NCBI's taxonomy places the organism in Eukaryota, Viridiplantae, Streptophyta, Magnoliopsida, Lamiales, Pedaliaceae.
AAAGGGAAAAUAAAGUGUUAGUUCUGUCUACUCAAAAAUGGAGUCUUUGUUUUUCGAUGGAAAAUUCUGAUAUGAAUCUCUCCACGCCAUCUUCGCUCUCUGCGUCGUCGCAGACGGCGGCUUCGUCGGGAAAUUCUUGGUUUUCCGGCAUUGUGCGUGGCCGGUCUGCCUCCGGUAAGAUGACAAACAAGUCCUCCGCCGCCGCCGCCGUUGGCGACGGCGUCGGAGUUGGUGCUGGACCCAUUAACAAGAAGCAUCAAUUUCGUGGGGUGAUGUUUAAGUACGGGCCAAAGUCAGUUCAGGUUGCAUUCAAAACAGGUGACUAUAAACAGCAAGUUAUUUUCAUUGGUGGGCUAACAGAUGGAUUUUUGGCCACUGAAUAUUUGGAGCCUCUUGCAAUUGCUUUGGACAGAGAGCAUUGGUCAUUAGUUCAAUUUCUUUUUUCAUCAUCGUAUGCAGGAUAUGGCAUCUCAAGUUUGAAACAAGAUGCCAUGGAGCUUGAUCAGUUGAUAAGUUACCUGAUAAACAAGGAAGACUCUGAAGGUGUGGUGCUACUUGGACACAGUACUGGCUGCCAGGAUAUCGUGCAUUACUUGCGUACUAAUGCAGCCUGUUCAAGAGCAGUCCGCGCAGCCAUUUUACAGGCUCCAGUCAGCGACCGUGAAUACAAAGCCACUCUCCCGGAAACUGCUUCCAUGAUUGAUUUGGCUUCAAAGAUGAUAACUGAAGGUAGAGGAUCAGAACUGAUGCCCCGAGAAGCCAAUCCAGAUGCCCCGAUUACGGCCGAUAGAUACCAUUCGCUCUGUGCAUACAAUGGUGACGAUGACAUGUUCAGUUCCGACUUUAAUGAAGAUCAGUUGAGACAGAAACUUGGCCACAUGUCUAACACACCCACCCUGGUCAUGUUUUCCAUGGCUGACGAGUUCGUACCAGAAUACGUGGACAAGAAAGCUCUGGUCAACAGAUUGUGUCGAGCAAUGGGGGGCGCAGAAAAAGUUGAAGUCGAAUAUGGAAGCCACUCGCUGUCUAACAGAGUCGAGGAAGCUGUCAAAGCCAUAAUAGAUUUCAUCAAGAGAGACGGACCCAAAGGAUGGGACGACCCAUGGAGUUAGUAUCAUUCCUUCAAGUACUUUCUGCUACUCCUUUGGUUACUCAGCUUCCUUUCUUGGUUUCUCCAUAUUCAGAUACAUAAUCCUCCGCCAUCCCGUCCGUUGUUCUUGUCUGUACAUUGGAAAAUUAGAGUAUUAUAUUUUCUUUUAGAUGAAAUGAUUUAAUCUGCAACAUUCAUUUCUCUUGAGCAAAUUUCAGUGAAAUAUUUGUUUGAGAUAAAAUGCAACUUUUUCUUUU